Vigna angularis (adzuki bean) is the source of this 864-nucleotide messenger RNA. RefSeq lists its product as uncharacterized. Bases 1 to 864 code for a protein of 287 amino acids. The record is from RefSeq and is a predicted model, not a curated record. The transcript has 2 exons. Lineage: Eukaryota; Viridiplantae; Streptophyta; Magnoliopsida; Fabales; Fabaceae.
AUGGCAAGGAUUAUGAUGACUGGUGCGGUAAAGAAGUGGUGUGAGGCUAUCCUUGGGUUUCAAGAAGUUGACGAUGUGGUAAAGAAAGGACUUCAAGAACCUUUGAAAGGUGAUACUAAACAAGUGAAGAAGCAGUACAAAGAAAAUAGACGACUUGAUUGCAAGGCAAGAAUGCUACUGCAUCAAUGUGUUUCUUCUACGAUUUUUCAGAAAGUAUUGAAAGCCACCACGGCCAAAGAAGUCUGGGAUAUUCUACAAGAUGGGUAUGGAAACUCUGGAAAGGUGAAGAAGAUUCGUUUGCAAUCUCUACAGCGACAGUACGAGCUCCUCUGCAUGGGCGAGCAAGAGACGUUGAUGGAGUAUAUUGGAAGAAUUCAAGUUAUAGUCAAUGCCAUGAGAGCAUGCGACAAAAUCGUGAAGGAUAAGAAGAUCGUUGAGAAGAUACUCCAAACCUUGACACCGCAAUACGAUCACAUUGUGGUCGUUAUAAAGGAAUGCAAGGAUCUUAAGGCGAUGAAAGUGGAAGAGCUGCAGAACUCACUCGAAGCACAUGAACAAAGAUUAAUUGAAAGGAAGAAUGCAGAGAAAAUCGUGACACAAGGAACGAGUCAGGCGUUGCAAGCGAGAAGUAAUCAAAACUUCAAGAGUCGUGGUAGAGGUAGAUGGAGAUCAUGUGGUGGACAUAGCGGAGGAAGAAAUAUUAAAUUCUUAAAUCAAAACGGUGAAGAUAAUGGUGGUGAACAGAAGGAAGGAAGUAACAGAGUAGAGUGCUGGCACAACGAAUCCUCCAAGAAGGUCAAGAAUGAAGAAGCAGCUAAUUUGGCUCAGGACGCUUGCGAUUCGGAAUGGGAUCAUGUAGUGUGA